AUGCGAGCCCAUCGUCAUCUCGCGCAUCUCCAGGGGAUAAAGCAAGGAGGUGGCCUUGAGAACAAGCCCCAACAGCGCUGGUUCCCAUGUACUCUCCCUUUUUUUGUGUAUCUCACAGCACGACGUCUUAUAUGGAGGAUUGAGGUAGGAUGA
This is a messenger RNA of Trichoderma gamsii, 153 nucleotides long. RefSeq lists its product as hypothetical. Bases 1 to 153 code for a protein of 50 amino acids. Lineage: Eukaryota; Fungi; Ascomycota; Sordariomycetes; Hypocreales; Hypocreaceae. The record is from RefSeq and is a predicted model, not a curated record. The transcript has 2 exons.